Molecule: messenger RNA, 1833 nt
Organism: Acyrthosiphon pisum (pea aphid)
Lineage: Eukaryota; Metazoa; Arthropoda; Insecta; Hemiptera; Aphididae
Exons: 2
Source: RefSeq, a predicted model, not a curated record
AUGCGGAGGACUACCCGCCAGACAACUGCGGCCACUCACUCCGGCUCUAGCCAGGUGUCGGGACCCUCCACCGGCCAGGACGACACCACGGUGACAGGAAGGACGUCCACAAGUUCUACCAGCCCGUCCACCCGUGCCGAUGUCCCUAUCGACUCCCCGUCUAGGCUGCCAGUUCCUGUACGGACGACCGCCGCGUCCCCGACGGUCAGAGCUGCAGCCCGUAAGCAGCCAACUCUAUCCAACGGCGUACUAUGUUUCUACUACCCGGCGCCUGGGACGCUGAAAUGCCCGUUCAACGACUGCUCCGCUGAGUUUCGUGCUGAAGUCUGGACAGCUGCGAAGCAAUCGGUCGCUCGCCAUGUUCGCAGCCUCCACACACUAGACCCAGAGGCCAUCCACGUUGACUGCACCGGAUGCGGCGUGAGGCUGGGCCUGAGACCUGGCUCCCACAAAUGCACAGUCCAGAUUGCCGAUGAUGUGGCGAGAGCAGGAAGAUUUGCCUGCACAAUCAACGGCUGCGAGAAAUCAUAUCCCUCGAAGCAGGGCCUGGCCAACCACACGGCCAACCACCGGCGUCAAGAUGCUAUCGCUGCAGCAUCGGUCCCGAUGCCUCGCCCCGCUACUAGGCAGAACCGGCGCGCGAACCCCGAGCCUGCACGUCAUCGAGGCGGAGAUGCGUGCAUCCCGGUAGCGCAGGCACCGGCCGUUCCAAACCCCGCGGCAUCGCCGAGGACCGGGGUGCCGUCCAACCGUAUUCUGACAACAGACGAUGCAAUGUCACCAUCCGCUAACCCUAUCGCAGGUGGGUCAUCAGCCGCAAGCAACCCGUCAACUGCUGCCAUAUGCACUCCACCAUCGACGCGCAGGACCAUCCUGACCCCUAGACGGUCACCACGCCCCCGGCUACGCCCCGCCACGACCACCUCCUCACACCCAAUAGAGGUCGCCGGCAGCCCAGAAUUAGAACUGAAUGUGAGCCCGAGGAGAACAGCUGCGCCCUCACACUCUUCAUCUCCGUCAUCCACCGACACCAGUCCUAUCCAUGACUCCGAACCUGAUAUGGAGGACGAGGACGCCGUUAACGCGAGCCCCAUGAGGGGUGACGACGACCUGCCCACUCAUGGUGAAGCACUAAUUCUAUCACCUGACGAUACCACACCGAUACACGCAUUCCUCCCUCAACUCCGUGCCCUCGCCAGAGCCCCAACCACGGGGGCAACUUGGGACGAGUUUUGCGAGGUCAUGGAGGGGGUGACCGCCUUGGCUGCCGCUACAGCCAAACUUCCAGUCAGGACAGAGGGUAGUACCAACAAGAGAGCGGCUGUAGACCCUGCCGACGCCCAGGGCAUCCAGACACUCUACCGCAGAAACCGGCGCAGCGCAAUACGAGCGAUCCUCUCUGGCGCGAACGCCCCGUGUGGUGCAGGGAUCCGAGAUGCCACAGACCACUUUACCGGAGUCUGGUCCCCCUCCACCUGUGACGCCACGAUCUUCCCCCGUACGGAUGGACGCACUCCUGUCCCAACUGGGCCCUUCUCCGCGUGCGUUGUUGCAAAACGACUGAAAAAGUUUGAAAACACGGCCCCUGGUGACGACGGCUUCACGUAUCAUCAUUGGAGACGCCUCGAUCCGUCAUGCAGUUUACUAACUGAAGUCAUCAACACCUGUUUAAAACACCGCCGUGUCCCCCCGGCGUGGAAAAAGGCGGUGACGGUUUUAAUUUACAAAAAAGGCGACCAGAGCGACCUGAACAACUGGAGGCCAAUAUCCCUGUGCCGGACCAUUUACAAGCUCUAUGCUGGAUGCAUCGCCGGUCGACUUACUGAUUGGAUU